Molecule: messenger RNA, 984 nt
Organism: Ictidomys tridecemlineatus (thirteen-lined ground squirrel)
Lineage: Eukaryota; Metazoa; Chordata; Mammalia; Rodentia; Sciuridae
Source: RefSeq, a predicted model, not a curated record
UCCCGAGACCAGGGCGGCAGACGUCUCCCCCCCCCCAGGAGAAACCAUUAUUAUGGAAAUCAGGUUGCUGGGUCGGCGGGGAUUGUGCUUCCGAGCUGGUCUCUCUUUGAGAACCUUGGCUGGAGAUUAUCGGUGCCACUUCUUCAUGAACGAACCCCCUUGUACUCCUCCUGGAGAGAGUUUUCCAGGGACACAGCUUAGAAAAAUGCAGGCCUCAUGUGUCACCAAUUGCUGACCCACCGCCUUGAUGACAGCACCCCUGUGCACCUUCCCAGUUCAGUUCCGGCAGCCCUCAAUCAGCGGCCUCUCACAGAUCACCAGAAGCCUGUACAUCAGCAAUGGUGUAGCUGCCAACAACAAGCUCUUGCUGUCCAGCAACCAGAUCACUUCAGUCAUCAAUGUCUCAGUAGAGGUGGUAAAUACCAUCUAUGAGGAUAUCCAGUAUACACAGGUGCCUGUGGCUGACGCACCCAUCUCCAAGCUCUAUGACUUCUUUGACCCCAUUGCCGACCACAUCCACAGUGUGGAAAUGAAGCAGGGCCGUACACUGCUACACUGUGCCGCUGGCGUGAGCCGCUCAGCCACUUUGUGCCUUGCCUACCUCAUGAAGUACCAUGCCAUGUCCCUGCUGGAUGCUCACACAUGGACCAAGUCAUGCCGGCCCAUCAUCCGACCCAAUGCUGGCUUUUGGGAGCAACUCAUCCAUUAUGAGUUCCAGCUGUUUGGCAAGAAUACUAUACACAUGGUCAGCUCCCCAAUGGGAAUGAUCCCUGACAUCUAUGAGAAGGAUGUCCGUUUGAUGAUUCCACUGUAAAUCAUCUCCUAGGCCUCUGCUUUGGGUCCAAGUACAGACCUAUUAUUGAUCCUAUAUCAGGAUCUGAACUUGAAGGAUCUUUGUUGAUACAGGAAUGCACCAGAUGAUACCUUUUAUAAGGGCAAAAAAAAAAAAAAAAAAAAAGAAAGUGAUACCACAGCUUUCAACUU